CUACCAGAACCGCCUUUAUAGGCAAUCAAUCAAUUAGUAAUUAGUUAAUUAGUAACUUUCUCACCAAUCAGAUUUGAGAAUUAGUGAUAUCUGGCAACCCGGGCGGUGUCGCGUCGUGGGAGACGCACUGUGCUGUGUUGGUUAUCUUACCGUCAACCAGUGAGUGUAAUAAUGCCUUGUAGAUGGAGGCACAUACACAUCUUCCAUAUUCUCCCAUCGACACACUCACCACCAGAAACAAGGAUGGAGAUAAUCUGAUUUCGGAGCUGACCCCUGAUUUCCAGCCCCGGCUCUACGGCUCGCCUGGCUGUGAGACAUGGAGCGUGUGUUUCUCUCCGGACGGUACACGGUUCGCCUGGUCCGCUGGUUAUGGACUAGUGAAGGUUCUGCCGUGGCCACUGCCGUCCAACCUUCAUACUCCAAACUCUUACACUGAAGAAAAACUGCUGGACUGCGGAGACAUCGUGUGGGGCAUGGCGUUCGGCCCGCGCAUCUCAAAUCGGGAGAAAUUGAAAAAACUGCCUGUAAAAGGCCAAGAACUGCUGCUAGCAACAGGCCUCACUAACGGGACAAUCAAGGUGUGGGUCGUCUCCACCGGAGAAUUACUGUUCAAUCUGACAGGCCACCGGUCAGUCGUAAGAGAUUUGGUCUUCACUCCAAAUGGGAGCCUCACUCUCGUGUCAGCUUCCAGGGAUAAAACUUUAAGAGUAUGGGACUUGGCAGAGAAAGGUCAACCAUCCCGUGUGCUCACAGGUCCAAACUUCUGGUUGUUCAAAUGUUCUGUGUCUCCAGAUAGCAGUCUGAUCGCUUCAGUCUGUAACCUCGACACAAAAGUUUAUCUUUGGAGUCUUCGAUCCUUCACUUUUGUCAGGAACCUGAAAUACAAACACCAGCGCUCCAUGGUGUCCUGCGACUUCUCUGCCGACGGAGCGCUGCUCGCGGUUGGGUCUUAUCAAGCUCUGACAGGAUGGUGGCUGGACCUGUGGGAUCCCUACACCGCAGAUCACCUGAUUAAAGUGGAGGACUGCGAUCGGUGUGAGCCCAGAAAUGAAAAUCUGCUGAUGGCUUUGACUUUUUCUCCUACAUUCCCUCAUCUGGCUUUUAAAGACUACAUGGCGUUACGUAUCUGGGACAUGGAACAAGACAAACUGGUCUUGGUGUCAGAUCAUAACCGAGUUAGCGGCCUGUGCUGUGCCUUCCACCCACGAGGCAGCGUCAUCGCUACGGGGUGUCGAGAAGGACAUGUAAAGUUUUGGAAAGUUCCUUGUCAGGUUUCCAGCCUGCGCCAUUUGUGCCGCACUGCGCUCAGGUUCUCGGUGUCCACCUACCAGGUGCAGGCUUUACCGAUCCCCAAGAAGAUCCUGGACUUCCUGACGUACCGAGACAUUCCUAAGAAAAGAAUUCUGUGCUGCAGUGAACAUCAUAGAUGACGAUGAAGAGCUUUUGGGUCAUGGCUGCUACACGAGGCUGCUACACGAUAUACAUACAUACAUACAUACAUACAUACACACACACACACGAAGAAAAGGACACUGAUUCUGAAGUACAAAUUUAUUUAUUUAUUUAACCUUUCUCUUGUGUUAGGUUUGGCACUGACCCGUUUUUUAAAUGCAUUAAGUAUGUUUACUGCAUCAAGGCUUCAAGUCAGAAACUUCUAUUUAAACAAAAUAAACCAAAAAAAAAAAAUCAAUUUAACUGAAUUAUAAAAUGCUCUGGUGAAAUCGAUGACCUUUGUGUCGUUAGGGUCGGUUUCAAACCAGUUCUAAUAUAAGAUUAUAAUACAAUGAUUAGUGCCAAAUUGAAAUCAUUCACCUUUCCUGAACAGAUAAAACAAAAUACUCACAAAUACAAACCAAAAUCUGACAUGCUUGCUACUGUCAGGGAUGUCUGGGAGAGACGGGUGCUUCUCAUUCCAUUGAUGUUCAACCGAGGGCCAGAGGUGAGAAUAAAUUUUCCGUGGAAAAUGCCCCUUCCGGCAAUAUAUGCCUAGUAAUCCAGGCAAAAUCUGGGCGGUCUGUGAUGCAAAAACCAGCUAUAAAUCUAAUCUACAGUUUUACACGGAGUGGCUUCCUUGAGAAAUACAAGGAAAACUUGUAGUCCUUGAUACGACUACUGGACUGCGGGGUCACAAUAUCACGUGUGACCAUAUUUUUUACCAGCUAUGACCUUAGACAAGAACUUCUCAGGAGGAAAAUUCCCAUGGUGGGCACAAUAAAAAAAAAAGUCCGCUUUUCACAACGUAGCUGUCAUCAGGAAGAGACAUAAAGCCCAUAAUAAUCCUGGAUUAUAACGGAAACAAUGGAGGAGUGGACAAGCCGACUGCCAGGAGAUGGCCAAUGGUUGUGUUUUAUAACAUACUAGAUGUGUCUGUGUACAAUGCAUUUGCGUUGUGGACCUACAUCCAUCUCUGGUGGAACUCAACUAAUGUUUAUUGAGGCACACAUUGAGAGACCUGAGAUCCGGCCGCCGAAGCCUUGGUCAGACAGCUGCAGAGUUAGCACCUAGCACCACAUCAGCAACACAAAGAGCAUCCUUGCAGAUCUACAUUUUGUAAUAUUACUUGUUCUGCUUUUCAUUUUGGAUUUAUAUUAAAGUUUACAUUUUUUGAAAAAAAAAUUGAAGUAAAUAAAUGUGUCACUAUUGACCCGUAACAACGUAGAUGCUAAUAUUCAUUCAUUUUCUACCGCUUAUCCGAACUUCUCGGGUCACAGGGAGCCUGUGCCUAUCUCAGGCGUCAUCGGGCAUCGAGGCAGGAUACACCCUGGACGGA
Molecule: messenger RNA, 2770 nt
Organism: Tachysurus fulvidraco (yellow catfish)
Lineage: Eukaryota; Metazoa; Chordata; Actinopteri; Siluriformes; Bagridae
Gene: wsb2
Product: WD repeat and SOCS box containing 2
Exons: 10
Coding region: 183-1430 (415 amino acids)
Biological process (GO): intracellular signal transduction
Molecular function (GO): protein binding
Source: RefSeq, a predicted model, not a curated record